AAUUUUUUUGAGCACCAAGAAUUUUAUAAAAUGAACCUAAACAAAGAAAAAUUUAUUGAAUAUUUAGAUAUAAAUAAUGAAUCAGAAUCAAAUAGUACUAAAUUAUAUUGUUUUAAUGACGAUUUAUUUAUAAACGAUUUAAUUUCAAAACCGUUAGAAAAAAACGAUGCACAAAAUGAUGCUGAAAAAAUAAAAUUAUUUGAAGAUAUUUUUACCCCAAAAAAAUUUAAAAAAUCUUUAUCAUCAGAACAAGUUAAUUCAGUCCGAAAACCAAGCCCUAAAAAAUUCAAAAAAUCUCUUACAUUUUCUUCCCCAAGUAAUACCCACAAAACUUUACCAUUUUAUUUUAAAAACAACAUUGAAGACGAAAAGCAACAAAUUUCUUCGAUUAAUUUCGAAUCGACUUCCAAAGAAAUCGAAAAAAAUGAUAGUUCUGAAACAAUUUGUAUAAGUGAUGAAGAAAUUAAUUAUUCUUCUAUUUACUCAACACCUAAAACAUCAAAAAAAUCUCCUGAUAUAGUUAAUGAAAUAAUUGAAAAUCCAGUCGAUUUAAAUACACCGAAAUUGAUUCAUAAGAGAAUUACGGAACUCUCGAAAACUUUACCAAGAAAAAUUGAUGAAAAUUGUUCCUCAACGCCUGAUAAUGUUGUUAUUAAAACUAGAAAUAUAACGCCUAUGCCCAAUUACGAUCGAAUGAAUACGCCAACGAUAGCGGGGGAAUUAGAAAAGGUUGGGGUGAAAAAUUUAAAAAGACAUCGUGGUGUUCAAAUUUUAAAACAUAUCUAUUAUACAACACAUCCGGUAGUUGAAAAUGGUUCCGGACAAAACGAUGAUAGUGAUGAUGGUGAUUAUAGAUCUGUUAAAAGAAGAAAAAGUGAAUGUGAUUUUAAUAAUGUUGUAAAUGAGGAUUUAACGGUUUUGAGUCAAAAUGGUUUGGAUAAAAAAUGUGAUGGGGUGGAAUGUAAUGAAGGAGAUGGGGAAAUUGAAAUUGUUGGUGAUAUUCCAGAAAGCAAUGAACUAAUAUUUGAAAGAAAACCAUCAAAGAAGAUAUAUUCUUGUGCCUUACCAUUGCAUAUUGCGUGGUUUAAUUUUCUUACAUCAAACCCAGAAAUAAAAGAAAAUGUGCUAUUAUAUGUCCCCCUUCAAUUAGAAGUUUUAUAUGAAAUGAUGAAACAGGAAGGGUUCAAAUAUCACAUUCAGGAUCUCCUCACGUUUUUAGAUAAGAAAUGUAUCACGAUAAGAACAAAUCCACAAGGUGGACAGAAACAACAUCCAAGGAAAAACAAGGAUUAAAUGUAUUGAAUGAAUUAUUCUCCACCAUCAGUAUUUGGUUCUGCAUCAUUUGUAUUAUUUAUCUUAUGGUAUCGCUUCAAAUAAUGUAUCGUUUUAAUUUUUACUGUGAUGGUUUAUUCUUUUUAAAUAAGUCCUUUUUAUGUGUGCCACAGUUUAUACAAUAAAAUUAAUAAAAUUUAACUUACCUUUCGGAAUGAAUACAUUUUUCAAUUGAAUCUCGGACUAUAAAAUAUGAAAUUUUAGAUUUUAUAAAAAUUUAUAUCGUAAAUUAUUACCGUCUAUUACUCCUUUUUCGAGAACAUCUUCAAAUGCUAAGGGGUAGUUUUUUAGAUGAACAUACUUACCCAUUGUUUAUAAAAACUUUACACAAACUAAAUUAAACUAACACUAUAGUACACAAUAAAAUAACAACUAUUGACUAUAAAUUCAAAAAUUUUGUUAAAUUACACAAUCAUUAGUAGAAAAUCACGGAAAAUAAAGUUCAAAACGUA
Messenger RNA from Onthophagus taurus, 1784 nucleotides. Lineage: Eukaryota; Metazoa; Arthropoda; Insecta; Coleoptera; Scarabaeidae. The record is from RefSeq and is a predicted model, not a curated record.